Messenger RNA from Sorghum bicolor (sorghum), 2275 nucleotides. RefSeq lists its product as uncharacterized. Lineage: Eukaryota; Viridiplantae; Streptophyta; Magnoliopsida; Poales; Poaceae. The record is from RefSeq and is a predicted model, not a curated record. The transcript is spliced from 5 exons. Bases 823 to 2007 code for a protein of 394 amino acids.
AUCCCAUGGGCGAAUCCUCUAAUUGCUCAAGUUGAUCAUCGACUGCUGGAUCCAGUUCAAAGAGCAAGCCAAACAGCAAGCUUUUGUGGACCCGUGGUCAUGUGGUAGUGUGGUACUCAAUAGCUGUUCAUGUUCUGCACUGUUGUUAGCACUGAUAACCUCCCAGUUGAGCGCAAGCAGGGACCAACUGCUGCCGGCGGCAGAUUUCUCUUGAAAAAGAGCAGGAGAUUGGGAUUUGGAGGAGGACGCCGAGCAGCGCUCAAGCGUGGGGCAAGGCACCGACUCCGAAUCCACAAACUAACCGAACCAGUUGCCAGGGCACGCGUUUUCGCCAGGAAUACCCGUGGUUGCCCGUUGCUGUCCACCAAACGGAAAUCGAGCCCGAACAGGUCACCAACCAAACCCGGGGUAGACCGUUCGGCCGCACUGCUAUAAUAGCCUCCUCGCCGCCCACGCAACGCAACUGUCCCCACAUCGCCGCGCGGAGGAAAAAAAAAAGAUUCCCCUUUGCUCACCGGGAAGCGCCGACGCCGUUGAUGGAUUUCGGAAGGACCAAAGCUGCCGCCGUAGCCCUGACGUCCGAAUCGACCUCCGCCUCGUCCCGUCUGCUCUUCUCGGCCCCCGCCACGCCGUGGUUCCGGGAGCUGUGGGUCAACGCCUCCAAAUAACGGCUCUUCGAGAGGAGAACACUGGUGGAUUUCUCAGCUGGUGGUGGGAAAUAAAGCGACUGGCCCAGCAUCCUUGUGAUAGCGAUCACAGCAUCGUCAGCUUCUUCAGUUUCAGCUGAAACUAGACUGAUCAAGAAGGUGGCCAGCCGUCGAAAUGCAUAGACAGAAGAUUGCAAACUCUGGGUGGGCUGCGUUUGAUCGCAAGUGGCGCAGCGCAGAUGGCAGUGGGGAUGAAGGUGAUGCUGAUUCAUUUCCGGCUCUCUCAAGUUUUGGAGCCCCCAAUCUUGCUAGCAGCUCCAUUACAGAAAAGAAUGGGCUGAAACCAAAGCCUUUUGCUUCAGUGGUUCGCCCUUCUGUUGAUUCAGGAGCUGUUAGUAAUGGACGUGGAAAUAAGAAUUCUGCUAAUCAUGUGGAGAAUGGGAAUCACGGUGCAAUUUCUGCAUCUGUUAAUAAAGUUAAGCUCUUGAAAGAUGCACACAGUUGGGCUGACAGUAAUUUAAUCGAGGAUGUAUUAGCUGCUGUGAAUAAUGAUGUCAGCCAAGCAUCUGAUUUGUUGAAAGCUAUGGUCUCUCCUGACUUGCAGACUGGAGAGGAUAGAACAUCUGACCAACUUGCUGCUGUGAUGAAUAACACACAAGGAUUACCAUCAGAAAGUGCUGGAGCAGGCAAAGCAAAUCCAGAUAGCUCAAAGUUGUUGCCGCUGCCGCUGCCGCCGAUGAAUUUUCCCUCUAUACCCUUGGAGCCUGAAUUGGAAGAGAUUGAUGAUGAUUACUUGAACUACCGGAAAGAUGCACUGAAGAUGAUGAGGGCUGCCACAAAGCAUUCCCAGUCUGCCAGCAAUGCAUUCUUGAGAGGUGACCAUGCUUCUGCCAAGGAAUUUUCUCUCAGAGCUCAGGAAGAGCGUGCAGCUGCUGAAAAGCUGAAUAACAAGGCAGCAGAAGAAAUAUUUCGCCUCAGGAAUAGCAGUAAUGACAUCUGGAAGAUAGACAUGCAUGGUCUUCAUGCAUCAGAGGCUGUGACAGUAUUGGAGAGGCAUCUCCACAUGAUAGAGUUCCAGCAACCUGGGAAUAAGUCAGCUUCAACUGAGGACUUAGCUAAGUUGGAGUCUGCAUAUUCUGAAUCAACCACUGGUUUAAACAUUGAGCUUGCCGCUGAGAAGGUGGUCUUACGUCGGCCUAAGCAGUAUAUCUUACAUGUGAUCACAGGGAUGGGUAACCAUAGCAAAGGGCAGGCUUCACUGCCUGUUGCCGUUAGGGGUUUCCUUAUUGAGAACGGGUAUCGAUUUGAUGAGCUGAGGCCUGGUGUUUUUGCGGUUCGUCCGAAAUUCCGCCGCAGGUGAACGUGUAGAAGUUUGUACAAUUGUAACAUGAUGUAUGUAUCAGUUGUGCCGACAUAGCCACUGCCUAUGAAACUAGAAUGGCAGGGUGGGUAAUAGGAAAUUCCAGCAACUUUAUUUUUCCUUGAUUAAUAAAGCGAAUUUGUACAUCUGUGGUGUUCUUUAACCUCCUUGAACAGUAACUUCCUUCCCACUUGACAUGCGAUUUGUGAUUGUAACAAUGACCGUAAUUGUGCUAGUUUACGGCAAUGGCAUGCAAUGUUGUACUGCA